AUGGACCAGGCGCAAAGCAAGAGUGGCCUGCGGUCGCACGGGUCCGGCGGCAAGGCCUCCUCGCGGCCGGGGUCGGGGACGCUGGGAUCCCUGGAGGAGCAAUCGAUGCUGGCCGACCGCGGCGGCGACCGCCGAGAGGUCGUCGUGAAGAUCGAUGGGAACGGGAACGGGCGCGCACCGUUCUCAUUCCAUGGCGCGGACGCGGCCGGCGACGGUGGCGGGGGGAAGGCGGGGAAUGCUACCUCCGGCACGAACUCCACGGCGACCACGCCGCGGACCGAGAGCAGGCCAAGGUCGAGCGAGACCAGCUCGCCUCGGUCACCGGCCAAGGUGUGGCGGGAGGGGAGCUACGAGUUCUGGAACAAUAAUGGUGGCGGCGCCGCUGCCCCGGCCGGCGCCAACGGGCGCCCCGCCGCCACCGAGGCGUUCAGCUUCAAGAACCGUCCGCCGCAGGCGUCUUCGCCUUCGAUGUCGCCGCCGCAGCAGCAGCCGCCGGAGGGCGGCGGAGGCGUGGACCCGCCCACGCGGCUCAUCGCCAACUUCCUCCGGAAGCAGGCGGCGUCCGGCGGGGAGAUGUCGCUCGACCUCGACCUGGAGAUGGAAGAGCUCGGGAGGACGGCGCAGCUGCGCGCGCACCCGUCCUUCUCCAGCUCGCUCGAAAGGGACGGCCGCGUCUCGUUCCAGGAACCCCAGAAGCGGCACUCCACGUCGUCCUGCUCCUCCGAUUCCGACACCGACGACGGCCGGAAGCGCCGCGGCGACGACGGCCAGGUCGUUCGGUGCACGUCCUCCUCUACUGCUGCGGGAGCGGGGCCGUUGUUGCGAGUCAAGACGCGCUCCCGGCUAAUGGACCCGCCGCCGCAGUCGCAGCCCGCGCCGGCGCCGGCGCCGGCAUCGGCACCUGCAGCGUCUCCUGUCUUCGACGAGGACCGGAGAUCUUCAGGCGUGCGGACUCCUACAAAGUCCGGCCGCCUCUUCUCCAGGCUUAUGUCCGGCAACAAGUCCAGCCCCAUUGGUGGCAAGUCAGGUCCCAUGGACGACGAGGAGGACGACCCAUUCGUGGACGAGGACAUCCCCGAUGACUUCAAGCGUGGGAAGCUGGACGCUUUGACCGUCUUGCAGUGGCUCGGCUUGUUCCUCAUCAUCGCGGCCUUGGCUUGCAGUCUCAGCAUAAAGAUCUUGUCCAGGAAGAAAGUGCUGGGUUUGCACCUCUGGAAGUGGGAGCUCCUCGUGUUCGUGCUCAUCUGUGGCCGUCUCGUCUCCGGAUGGGUCAUCAGGAUUGCCGUCUUCGGUGUCGAACGCAACUUCUUACUGAGGAAGCGUGUGCUCUACUUCGUGUAUGGCGUGCGCAGCGCCGUGCAGAACGCGCUCUGGCUCGGCCUGGUGCUCGCCUCUUGGCACUUCUUGUUUGACAAGAACGUCCAGCAGGAGACGAACUCUCCGGUACUGUCCUAUGUGACGAAGAUCCUAUUCUGCUUGCUUGUUGCCACGCUCAUCCGCCUUGUCAAGACAUUGCUGGUCAAGGUACUGGCCUCGUCCUUCCAUGUCUCCACAUACUUUGAUCGGAUUCAAGAGGCAUUGUUCAACCAAUACGUCAUCGAGACACUCUCUGGGCCGCCACUAGUGGAUGAAAACCAUGUGCUUGAGGAGGUUCAUGAGCUGCAACGUGCGGGCGCAACUAUACCAAAGGAGCUGCGCGAUGCAGUACCAACGCAUGUGUCUGGGCAAAGGAACAUUCAGUUAUCAGGGGUCAUGCCUAAGGGAGAAGGUAGCAAGCAGCUGUCGAAGGAGAAAGGGGAGGGGAUCUCUAUUGACGCGCUUCAUAAGCUCAACCAGAAAAACAUCUCAGCUUGGAACAUGAAGAGGCUGAUGAGGAUUGUUCGAUUUGGGACGUUAACGACUAUGGAUGAGCAGAUACAACAGGCAACAGGUCAGGGGGAUGAAUCAGCGACACAGAUACGAAGUGAAUAUGAGGCAAAGAUAGCUGCCAAGAAGAUUUUUCACAAUGUAGCAAAGCCAGGUUCCAAGUACAUAUACUUGUCAGACUUGAUGAGAUUCAUGAGGCAGGAAGAGGCUGUUAAAGCAAUGAAUCUUUUUGAAGGAGCACAGGAGCACAACAGGGUCAGCAAGAGGUCUCUCAAGAACUGGGUGGUGAAUGCAUUUAGAGAGCGCAAAGCUCUUGCCCUUACACUUAAUGAUACAAAAACUGCAGUAAACAAGCUGAACCAGAUGGCUAAUGUCGUUGUGGGGAUCAUUGUGUUUGCUCUCUGGCUUCUUAUUCUGGGAAUAGCAACAACACAUUUCUUUGUCUUCCUCAGUUCACAGCUUCUCCUAGCAGUUUUCGUAUUUGGGAAUACACUGAAGACACUUUUUGAGGCAAUUGUCUUCUUGUUUGUGAUGCAUCCGUUUGAUGUUGGUGAUCGUUGCGAAAUUGAAGGUGUUCAGGUGGUUGUUGAGGAAAUGAAUAUCAUGACAACGGUGUUUCUCCGAUAUGAUAACCUGAAGAUAUAUUAUCCAAACAGCGUGCUUGCAACAAAACCAAUUAUGAAUUACUACAGAAGUCCUGAUAUGGGAGAAGCAAUUGACUUCUCCAUUCAUGUUGCAACUCCUGUUGAGAAACUGGCCCUCAUGAAGGAACGACUACUGCGCUACAUUGAUAACAAGAAGGAACACUGGUACCCGGGUGCUAUGGUUGUACUCCGGGACGUCGAUGACACCAACAAACUGAAAGUAUCAAUAUGGCUGCGGCACACGCUCAACUGGCAGGACAUGGGUAUGCGGUUCGUGAGGCGAGAGCUAGUGCUCCAGGAGAUGAUCAAAGUCCUGAGGGACCUUGAGAUUGAGUAUCGGAUGCUGCCACUUGAUGUGAAUGUUCGGAAUGCGCCUGCAAUUCAGUCCACAAGGAUGCCUACAACAUGGAGUUAUUCGUGA
This is a messenger RNA of Miscanthus lutarioriparius, 2931 nucleotides long. The record is from the annotation of a GenBank genome assembly. Lineage: Eukaryota; Viridiplantae; Streptophyta; Magnoliopsida; Poales; Poaceae.